Coccomyxa subellipsoidea C-169 is the source of this 2220-nucleotide messenger RNA. Its product is annotated as kinase-like protein. Gene Ontology annotation, molecular function: ATP binding; protein serine/threonine kinase activity. Bases 199 to 1527 code for a protein of 442 amino acids. Gene Ontology annotation, biological process: protein phosphorylation; intracellular signal transduction. NCBI's taxonomy places the organism in Eukaryota, Viridiplantae, Chlorophyta, Trebouxiophyceae, Coccomyxaceae. The record is from RefSeq and is a predicted model, not a curated record. The transcript has 12 exons.
GGCUGAAGGGUGCAGCAAGAAACAGCUUGAUUGGUGCUUUGGUGGGGAAAGGUGCAAAGAAGGGUUUGGUGCACCAGAUUGCAUCCUGAAGGCAGUCUUGCGCCAACGUGCGCGCUGUUGGUUUGCAGCAUCAACCUGUUUCAGACGCAUGGGGCCUGAUUUGUUGUGAAAGGGUGGCGGUCGCCAUCGCCUUUUAGUAUGGGCUGUGGGGCAUCUAAACCCGAGGUGAGAGAAGCAACUGCAGCCCAAGCGCGUUCCAGACCAGCAGAGCCCCAGGUUCCUUGCUUGGGGCUUCUCGACACCCACGAGCUCGUGAAAGAACUCGGCAGAGGUGGCACCGGCGAGACGUUUCUCUACAAAGACAAGCAGAACAACAAUGAGCUGGUGGCUGUCAAACUCAUCAGAAGGCCACUGCCUAAGGUCAUCCAGGCAAAUAUCCUGCGAGAGAUUAUGAUCCAGGCAAAUUUGGGGGAGGGGCACGUGAACGUCAUUAACGCCAAGGAGGCUCUUUUGACGGAGUCACAUCUUGCUCUGGUGAUGGAGUACGCGGCUUGCGGCAGUUUGACGGGGUAUGUGGCGAACCGGUGGCAGAGCGCUCAGCACUCGGGUCUGUUUCUCCAGGAGGACGAAGCGCGGUAUUUUUUCCGGCAAUUCAUCCAAGCAGUGGAGUACUGCCAUACCCACUUUGUGGCGCACAGAGACCUCAAACUGGACAACACGCUCCUAGACUUGACAAAGCCGCCGAUGCUGAAGCUCUGUGACUUCGGCUUUGCAAAGACCUGGGAGUCCAACGAGGAAGCCAACAUGUACACGCAUAUAGGGACACCCGUGUACAUGUCUCCGGAGCUCAUAAACAGCCGCAACGGAGCCAAGGGAUAUGACGGGAAACAGGUGGACGUGUGGGCGUCGGGCGUGCUGCUCAUAGUCAUGCUGCUCGGCACAUUCCCUUUCGACCACAUCGAAAACCCCGACCCCAACACCUCCGAAGCCCACCUCGAAGUCUGGAUGCAGCAGAUCCGCACCCCUUGGACGGACAUCCCCCACAUCAGGAACGCGGUUGAGAAGCUGUCGCCGGAGUGCACGGACCUGCUGAACAAGAUAUUUGUGAUCAACGAGAAGGAGCGCAUCACGAUCGCGCAGAUCAAGGAGCACCCCUGGUACAACGUCCCCCUGGUGCCCAAGUAUGCCGAGGCCGAGCGUGACAUCGAGGCCCGCCAGCGCCGCGUGGAGCAGUACAUCCGCCACCGCGACCUCAACAUCGGCUUGAUAAACACCCGGAACAAGCGGCUGGAGCAACUCGUCAACGCAGCGGCCGGGCCGGCCGUGCAGCUGCCGCACAGCCGACGCGCGCCCCUCGAGCGGAUAGACCUCCGGGAGGAGGCCUGCCGCGCGGAUGCAGCCACGCUCAGCAACGGGCCAACGCUCGACGCGCUGCCGGACAUCUCCGAGGACGGCGCAGAGGGCACAGAUGCGAGCCACGCGGCGGGGCAAAGACAUUCAGAAGCGGUCGCGAACGGCGGCCAGUGAGGCACUCUUUGUGUCGCGAAACUCGGCAGAUUUUUGCGGAUGUGAGGGGGUGGUCUGAGAGGGGCAGAGAGCGCGCAAAUACUCGGCUGGCCGCUGGCAGGCUCUUCAGCCGCGGACCGUCCCUUUUCUUGUUUUGAUGUCUGUGCAGAAACACCAGGCACACUGGGGUGUGUGGCAGGGGCAACAGGGUGGGUCACGUGGGAGGCUGCAUGAUUACGCAUCUUUCCGCAUGCAGCGGCUGUCGUUUUGGCAGAGUCACCAGACAUGGGUGUGUCAUGUUUUCUCUGCAUGCAAGAUUUCUGGGUCGAGAGAUGUGAAGCUCUUGAAGGGAAGAGGGGCGGAGCACACUACUGUAGCUGUGUCAGGAUUGUGUUUAGUGCAAACCGGGCAGAGUGUGUUGAUAAUUGGUUUUAUUGCCGUCUCUUUCAGCAGCGGAGCACACAACCACUGCUGCUGUCUAUUUAGCUCGUCGCAGCAAUGUAUGAGAUGUGCUUACAGCCUCAUGUCAAGAGGGAGAUAAGGGCAAAGUUUCCCCUGACUCUGCCAUCGCUCCAAGGCGGUCCAGUCAGUAAGGGUUGCCAAUAUGUAGAUUUUGAAAGCCUUGCCUAAAUUUUGGGAGGUUCCAACCCGUGCUAGUGUCCAGAGCCAGAGCAGGACUGGGCGUAGGUGUGAAGUUGUAAAUGGUGCAUGGAU